GCGGUUGCGGCCGUCGUAUGCCACUCUAAAAGACCACUCUUUUCAGAGAUCAGCAAAGAGAAAGAGGGUUUCUACGCCAACUCUCUCUCUCUCUCUCUCUCUCUCAUAUCUCUUCAAUGGAAGGCGGAGGAGAAGAUGUAAUCAUGCCAAUCCAUGAUCCUGAUUUCUCCUCCGUUGCUUCGCCGGAGGAAACGAUCAUGGAUCCUCACUCUGAGAAACCUCUUCAGGACUCCCAUGAACUUACUCCUCCUAUUCCUAGUACCACUAUUGCCACCCUAACUGAUGAACUUCGGGACAAGAUCAUCAAGCAGGUGGAAUACUAUCUGAGUGAUGAAAAUUUGAAAACCGACAAGUUCUUGUUGAAAUAUCUUGCAAAGGACGAGGAAGGCUACGUUCCGGUUGCAGUUAUUGCUUCUUUUAAGAAAAUGAAGAAGCUGACACAUCACAAAUCUCUAAUUGUGGCUGCACUGAAGGAAUCUUCUCUUCUGACUUUAAGUUCAAAUGAGAAGAGGGUUAAGCGAGUUCAUCCGUUCCCUUUGACUGAGGUUUUGGAUCCAGAGCUAUGCACCGUUCUGGUGGAGAAUCUCCCAGAGGAUCACACAAUAGAGAACAUGAAGAAAAUAUUUGGCAAAGCUGGAAUCAUCAAGAAGAUUACCAUUCAUGAAGAAAAUGCUACAAGGGAGCCUAAGAAAUGCAGUAUUGAAGAGAAGCUUCUAAGUGGUAAGUUGCAUGCUGUUGUGGCAUAUGAGACUGUUGAGGCUGCUGAGGACGCUGUUGCUACUUUAAAUAAUGAGCAGGACUGGAGACAUGGCAUGCGAGUGAAGCUUCUCAAGCGCAGGGUCAAGACUCCACAGAGGAAAAAGGGACAUGAUUCUGAGAAGAAAAGUAAUGCCCAAGCAGAUCCACCAGGGGACAAGGAGAACCAGCAAUCAAGUGAGCACCAUGAUGAUCCACCAAAUGAAGAGCAUGAUGGGGAGCAUCAAUCAAGGGAGAAAAAUGGAAACAAGGGUCAGAACUGGAGGCGUUCUAGGAAACAGAAAUAUCAAGGACCUAGUGGCAUGGGGCAUGGGAGUGAAAUUCCAAAGCCCCCUCCGGGGCCAAGAAUGCCCGAUGGUACAAGAGGAUUCACGAUGGGACGGGGGCGACCAUCCGUGAGUUGACAACUAGAACCAGAUUUUUUUUAUGUUUUAUGCACUGACAAGUACGAGUAUUAUAUGGUGGAAAUCUGGAUAGGAGUCCACUUGAGUUGAUGUGUAAAGGUGAAAUGUAUUUUGAGAUUGGAGGGUGGGUUCACAAGGAAGGAUUGCUUUUAUGAUGAUGGUCUGUGUAACAU
Molecule: messenger RNA, 1333 nt
Organism: Cynara cardunculus var. scolymus (artichoke)
Lineage: Eukaryota; Viridiplantae; Streptophyta; Magnoliopsida; Asterales; Asteraceae
Product: la-related protein 6A
Exons: 11
Coding region: 117-1160 (347 amino acids)
Biological process (GO): RNA processing
Cellular component (GO): nucleus
Molecular function (GO): mRNA binding
Source: RefSeq, a predicted model, not a curated record